GGAGUUGAAUUGAUCAUGGAAAUAGACACAGGUUCACCGGUUUGCGUUGUUCCAAGGGGAGUGUACGAGAAACAUUCUCAGUUUUGGCCACGGAUUCAGAAAGCCCGGGUUAAGCUUAGUUGCUACCUUGGAAAACUGCCAGUCCUAGGAGAGAUACCAAUGAAGGUCUCAUACCGUGGAGAAACAGUGGAGGCGGCAGUGACAGUAUUAGACUGCGAGGGCCCAAGCUUGUGCGGCAGAUAUCUCAUUCAGAAGCUAAAUCUACAAGGGAUUCCUGUUUUAAGUCUCUCAGGAUUGAGAGAGAGUACAAGUCAGCAGUCUCAAGGGUUACAAGCGUUGCUGCGAGAGUUCGGAGACUUGUUUACACCGGGUCUGGGACUGAUAAAGGGACCCCCUGCGCAUCUUUACCUGAAGGAAGGUGCAGUGCCUAAGUUCUGCAAGGCGAGACCAUUGCCAUACGCGCUCGUGUUUGCCCGUAACUAUGGCACCGGAGACAAGUGGGUGCCGGGUAUCGUGAAAUCGACCUCUGGAGCUAGAAUGGUGACUGUGCAGACGCCUUCAGAAACGGUUCGUCGACAUGCUGACCAGCUACGCAGCAGACACCCAACAAACGACGAAGAUGCCGCACAUCAACCGGAUCCAGGACCACUGGAACAGCAAGCCGGAAGCAAGGAUGGAGGCCAACGACAUCGCCCGUCCGUACCAAAUGGUGAAGAGCGAACUGUUCAAAGUGCAUUGCCAGUGCGUCGAUCCAGUAGAGUACGCAAGCCAGUCGAACGUUAUGGUUUUUAAGUUAGUUUGAGUGUAAAGGGUUUUCUUAAGAGGGUGGAAAUGUUGUGACGUCGAAUAUAUUCUGUAUCGUCGUUUUCUGGGCAACGGUAACGAGGAAGACGAUGCUGGAGCGCGUGGUUGUUGUGUUCUGUUUUUCAAGGCAAUAAAGACGCACACA
Messenger RNA from Ornithodoros turicata, 949 nucleotides. RefSeq lists its product as uncharacterized. Bases 16 to 792 code for a protein of 258 amino acids. NCBI's taxonomy places the organism in Eukaryota, Metazoa, Arthropoda, Arachnida, Ixodida, Argasidae. The transcript is spliced from 2 exons. The record is from RefSeq and is a predicted model, not a curated record.